Molecule: messenger RNA, 2973 nt
Organism: Stereum hirsutum FP-91666 SS1
Lineage: Eukaryota; Fungi; Basidiomycota; Agaricomycetes; Russulales; Stereaceae
Product: plasma-membrane proton-e
Exons: 21
Coding region: 1-2973 (990 amino acids)
Biological process (GO): regulation of intracellular pH; proton export across plasma membrane
Cellular component (GO): plasma membrane
Molecular function (GO): ATP binding; P-type proton-exporting transporter activity; ATP hydrolysis activity
Source: RefSeq, a predicted model, not a curated record
AUGGAGAAGCAGCGUAAUAACGCCAUUCCAGAGGAGGAAGACGAAGACGAGGAUCUUGACGAAGGCGAUGAGUAUACGCGUCUCCUCAAGUAUAUCGAUGUAGAGGCGAAGAAACAAAAACACAAAGGUGAUGAUGGCGACGGAGAUGACGAAGAGGUCGAGAAGAGGAGGCUCUGGUAUGCUCCUUGGAAGAAGGUGCCCGUCGAAAAGGAUGGACAGAAGAAGGUCCCCCCUUCGUGGCUUGAGACGGACAUGACAAAGGGGCUCGCGGAGGAGGACAUUACCUCUCGGAGAAGCAAAUUUGGAUACAACGAGCUGGAAAGUCCGAGGGAGAACCCAAUACUCAAGGCAUGUCGUUUUAUUGGAAUGAACGUCGUGUCCUACUUCAGAGGGCCAAUAUUAUACACUAUGGAGCUCGCAGUACUCCUAGCUGCUGGCUUGCGUGACUGGAUCGACUUCGGUGUUAUCAUCGGCAUCUUAGCACUGAACGCUUUCGUCGGAUGGUAUCAAGAAAAGCAGGCAGGCGACAUCGUCGAGCAGCUCAAGGCAGGCAUUGCUAUGAAGGCCGUGGUCGUUCGCGGUGGAAAAGAACAGGAGAUCGAAGCGCGCGAACUUGUUCCAGGCGACAUUGUCGUCGUGGAGGAGGGAAGCACUAUCCCCGCUGAUGGGCACAUCGUUGCCGCUUACGAGGAUAAAGACCGUUCACAGGCCAAAUCCAUCCUUGACAAGCGCGGUCAAAGCGAAAGGGAGGAAGGGGACGAGAACAAGGUCGAUAAGGGGCCCUCUAUCCUCUCUUGUGAUCAGUCCGCCAUCACCGGCGAGAGUCUGGCAGUAGACAAGUAUAUCGGCGAUACCCUCUAUUACACCACGGGUGCCAAGCGUGGCAAGGCUUACAUGGUGGUAAGCAACAUCGCAAAGGAGACAUUCGUGGGAAAUACGGCACGGCUCGUCAAUCUCGGGUCUGGAGAAGGUCACUUCCAGAGGGUGAUGACCAGCAUCGGAACCACGCUCCUUGUCCUGUACCUUAUUUAUUUUAAUUUUCUAGGUGGAUUCUUCCGUGGAGUCAAUAUCGCCACACCCUCCGAUAACAAUCUUCUCGUCUACACCCUGAUUUUCCUCAUCAUCGGAGUGCCCGUCGGUCUUCCAUGCGUCACCACCACGACUAUGGCCGUCGGUGCGGCUUUCCUCGCUCGCAAGAAGGCUAUCGUUCAGAAGCUCACGGCUAUCGAGAGUUUGGCUGGAGUGGAUGUGCUCUGUACAGAUAAGACUGGGACACUUACAGCGAACCAGCUUAGUGUGCAUGAACCUUGGGCCGCUGAGGGUGUCGAUCUGAACUGGAUGUUAACGGUUGCUGUGCUCGCGUCCUCGCAUAACAUCAAGGCGCUUGACCCUAUCGACAAGGUUACUGUUACGACUCUGAAGGACUAUCCCAAGGCAAGAGAAAUGCUCACGGCAAGCUCACCUUUGGCCUUUAUACAGGGCGGAUGGACGACACACAAGUUCACUCCCUUCGACCCGGUCUCGAAGCGCAUUACGGCUGAGGUCGAGAGAGAUGGAAGGAGAUAUACUUGUGCAAAGGGUGCCCCAAACGCAAUUCUGAGGUUGACGAAGGCGUCAAAGGAACUUCAAGAUUUGUACAAGGAGAAGACGCAGGAAUUCGCACACCGUGGAUUUAGGACUCUUGGUGUCGCGUGUCAAGAGAAUGGAGGCGAAUGGAAGAUUCUUGGGUUGCUGCCCAUGUUCGAUCCACCCCGUUCGGAUACCGCACAGACCAUUGCCGAAGCCGGAGAACUCGGUGUGAAGGUCAAGAUGUUGACGGGUGACGCCGUCGCCAUCGCCAUCGAGACCUGUAAACAGCUUGCUCUCGGGACGCAUGUGUACGACUCUGAAAGGUUGAUCACGGGAGGAAUGGCUGGUUCUGAGGUCCACGACUUUAUUGAGAGCGCAGAUGGCUUCGCAGAAGUCGCCCCUGAACAUAAAUAUCAAGUGGUGGAGAUGCUGCAGAACCGUGGCCAUCUUACUGCCAUGACUGGUGACGGUGUAAACGAUGCACCAUCUCUGAAGCGUGCGGACUGUGGUAUCGCCGUCGAAGGUGCUUCGGAUGCUGCUCGCAGUGCAGCUGACGUUGUCUUCUUGGAUGAGGGUCUUUCGACUAUCAUAACUUCUAUCAAGGUUGCUCGCCAGAUUUUCCACCGCAUGAAGGCCUACAUCGUCUACCGUAUCGCACUCUGUCUACAUCUCGAGAUAUACCUGACCAUCUCCAUGAUUGUACUCAACGAAACCAUCCGUGCCGACCUCAUCGUCUUCAUCGCCUUGUUCGCAGACUUAGGCACCAUUGCCAUUGCAUACGACAAUGCGCCGCAUGCGAAGGCACCGGUAGAGUGGCAGCUGCCGAAGAUCUGGAUUAUGAGCACGAUCCUUGGAGCGUUGCUUGCUGCCGGAACCUGGAUUUUGAGGGGCACCUUGUUCUUGAGUCCGGAUGGGAACAAAGGAGGUCUCAUCGCCAACUGGGGAUCAGUGCAAGAGAUCCUCUUCUUGGAGGUAGCUCUGACCGAGAACUGGUUGAUCUUCGUUACUCGUGGUUCCGGUACCUGGCCCUCUUGGCAGCUCGUGGGCGCCAUCUUCGGCAUCGACAUCCUCGCAAGCAUAUUCGCCAUCUUUGGUUGGAUAUCCGGAGAUCAGCCACACAAUGGACACACCGACAUCGUGACGAUCGUCAGGGUGUGGGCGUACUCGUUCGGAGUCACGAUCAUCCUCGCGCUUGUGUACUUUAUCCUCGACAAGAUCCCCUGGCUCGACCGUCUCGGAAAAUCGACACGCGGCACACGCAACAAGACCAAGGAAGACUUCCUCACCAACCUAAGAAGAUUAACCCUCGUACACCAACGCACGUCCGGCGGAGACGAUUUCUUCCGCUUCGAACCAGGGUGCGUACCCCUUUACCUUCCCAUCGUCCUCUCAGCCUUGUGCUAA